Messenger RNA from Paramecium octaurelia, 297 nucleotides. Lineage: Eukaryota; Ciliophora; Oligohymenophorea; Peniculida; Parameciidae. The record is from the annotation of a GenBank genome assembly.
AUGAAAAGAUGUAUUAGAAUCCUAUCUUACAAUUUUGAAUUUAUGUAAAUUGAGCGAGACAAUAUUUUAUAUACUAAUUAAAUAUUACAUAUUGAAACUUUGCUAACUAAUAAAAUUUUAAGCUCAAAUAUUUUAAAGUGUUUCGCUGUCAAAUUAAGUUAACAAGUCUAACUUAUAAAUACAGCGUAAUAAGCUUAAUACUUUAAUUCUUGUUUAACUAAGCAGUUCCCGAUUUACCUGAAAGAAUUAUUGAAUCCAAGACACCUGCAAUCUUCUAUUAUAUUAUUAAAAAAAUGA